AUGGCUGGCGCGGUUCGUGCGACGGUGGUGGAGCUCGCGCAUCGUGGAUCGGCUUUUGUGCGUCUUGACGGCCGAGGCCGUGAGGUUGCUGCGGUUGUUGUGGGUGCAGUGGUUGUCGAGGUUGCUGUUGUUGUUGUUGGGGCUGCUGUCGUUGUUGAGGAUUUUGCGCGUGCUGUGCAGCCGGUUGAUGCUGUUGCUGAUGAGGCUGUGGUAGCCGGUGCUGUUGCUGCUGUUGGGGCUGUUGAUGUUGUUGGGUUUUUGGCUGUUCUUGAUGCUGUUGGGGCGGUUGAUGCUGCGAUUGCUGGUGCUGUUGGUGCUGUUGAUGCUGCUGGGGUUGCCGCUGCUGCUGAUGUUGCGGUGGCUGGUGCUGUUGAUGCUGCUGGGGUUGUCGCUGCUGUUGAUGGUGCGGUGGCUGGUGCUGUUGAUUCUGCUGGGGUUGGUGGCGCUGUGAUUGCUGUUGAUGUUGAGGAGGCUGAUGAUGCUGUUGCUGCUGUUGCUGCUGAGGAUCCUGUGACUGCUGGUGUUGCUGAUGUUGUUGGGGCUGUUGAUGCUGUACUUGCUGGUGCUGUUGAUGUUGGUAUUGCUGAGGUUGGUGGUGUUGUGGUUGCGGUGGAUGCUGAAAUUGUCUUGGAGGUUGUUGGUGCUGUGGUGUCUGAUGCUGCAGGCUUUGAUGUUGCGGGCUCGGAUGUUGUGACAUCUGGUGCUGUGGGUGCUGGCGUUGCUGCCCGCUCUGAUUCAGCUGCGGGUGCUGCGGAUGCUGUAGCUGCUGUGAUUGUUGUGGAGAGAGCCCUGGACCUCGCCUUAGAGCUGAUCCUGGCUGUAAUAUGUUGGGGAUGGCUUGAUGUUGCCCAUUGCCACCAAAACCAUCUUGCCCAAGAGGAGGAGGCUCCCGGAGUCGAUCUUCCCCAUGGUCAGCCAUAUUUUGUGCCUCCUCAUCUCCGCGAGCGUGGCGUCCGAGAUAUGAUUCUGGAUGAUUGUCUCCCUGCAACAACGGUCUCCCGGUUUCGCUUGGAUUUCGGCGGACAGCACCGCUUCGUUGGGGUGAUCGUCCCUGGCUCAGGCUCCUGGAAGCUGCUCGAUAGUAAACACUGCCAUGUCUACCGACUCCUGCAAGCUCAAGUGUCGUUGGAAGCUGGAGACUGUCUGAUUGCCGGCCUUGGCCAAGACUCCCUUGAUCCGUAG
Messenger RNA from Bacidia gigantensis, 1182 nucleotides. RefSeq lists its product as uncharacterized. Bases 1 to 1182 code for a protein of 393 amino acids. NCBI's taxonomy places the organism in Eukaryota, Fungi, Ascomycota, Lecanoromycetes, Lecanorales, Ramalinaceae. The transcript has a single exon. The record is from RefSeq and is a predicted model, not a curated record.